AUGUCCAAGGUGACAUCCAUUUCCUGGAGCAGCAACACAACCAGGCUAGCCACAGUCGGAGCAGACAAAAUUGUUCAGCUCUUUGACGAGCAUGGUGAAAAGCAGGAUAGGUUCAGCACAAAGCCGGCUGACAAGGCUGCACGAAUGUAUGCGGUGCGGACCAUCGAAUUCUCCCCAGACGGCACUAAGCUGGCCGUGGCACAGAGUGACAACAUCGUGUUCGUGUACAAGCUUGGAAGCGACUGGAAGGACAAGAAGUCCAUCUGCAACAAAUUCCAGCAGUCCUCGAGUGUCACGUGCCUCACCUGGCCUGCUGGACAUCCAAACGAGGUUGUGUUCGGUCUUGCCGAAGGCAAGGUGAAAGUCGGCCAGCUGAAGUCCAACAAGGCUGCUACUCUCUACUCGACCGAUUCUUUCGUAGUCUCGAUGUGUGCCGGUCCGGAUGGAAACUCCAUUCUCAGUGGUCACCUGGAUGGUUCCAUCUACCGUUUCCACUUCGAGACGGAGACGGUUCCUCGGCCGACUACUACGAAGUUUGCCAUGGUGCCUCAGUGCGUGCCCUAUGCCCUCUCCUGGGGCUACGCCGGCAUCUGCGCCGCGGGUAACGACCGCAUGGUGCGCUUCUGGGACUCGGAGGGACGAGAAGGGCAGACUUUCGACUACAGUGGCGAUCCGAAGAUCAAGGAGUUUACGGUCGCAGCCUUUAAUCCAUCCGGCGAGUCCGUGGUGCUUGGAAACUACAAUCGUUUUCUAGUCUUUGCCUGGCACCCGAAGAGGAGCGAAUGGGCGGAAGUUGUACAGCGAGAGGUGCCGAACCUCUACUCAGUCACUGCUCUUUCAUGGCGGGCAGACGGGUCUAGGCUCAUCGUUGGCUCGCUUUGUGGUGGCGUGGACAUGUUCGACGUGUGUAUUCGGCGAUCCCGUUAUCGCGACUCGCACGAGUUCACCUACGUCUCCCUGAGUCAGGUCAUCGUCAAGAGCCUGCGCUCCGGGGCUCGCAUUGUGCUCAAGAGCAACGUCGGAUUCGAGAUCAAGAAGAUCAACAUUUUCCAGGAGCGCUUCCUGGUGGCUCACACACCGGAGAGCAUCUUGCUCGGGGACCUGCAGACCUGCAGGCUUUCCGAGAUUCCCUGGCACUCUAGCGGCAAUGAGAAAUUCGUUUUUGAUAACCCGACCGUCUGCAUGAUUUUCAAGGCCGGCGAGCUAUCUGUCGUUGAAUACGGCUGCAACGAGCUGCUGGCCUGUGCCCGGACAGAGUUCAUGUCUCCGCACCUCAUCAGCGUUCGGAUCAACGCCCCGGAAGAGGGCGAUGCAUACGCUCCCGCUAUGGGCGAGCUGAAGGUCAUUGCGUACUUGCUGGACCUGAUGACAAUCCGUGUUUGUGAUUUGGUUUCGAACGCAACGUUGGCGAACAUCCAUCACGACACUAGGAUUGACUGGCUAGAACUGAACCCCAAUGGGGCAAAUCGUCUCAUCUUCCGGGACAAGCGCAGGCAGCUCUACCUCUUUGACAUUGAGCAGCAGAGCCGGGUGACUCUCCUGAACUACUGCAACUACGUGCAGUGGGUUCCCGACAGCGACGUCGUCGUGGCUCAAAACAGAGGACAGCUCUGUGUCUGGUACUCCAUCAAUGCGCCCGACCGCGUAACACUGCACGAGAUCAAGGGCGACAUCGAAGACAUCGAGCGAUCCAAUGGUCGAACCUGUGUGAUCGUGGAUGAGGGCGUCAACAUGGUGGAGUACGAGCUGGACGAGGGCUUGAUCUCCUUCGGCUCCUGUUUGGAAAGGGGUCAGUACGCUAAGGCAGUGGACCUCUUGGAGGAGCUCCCGUUGACACCAGAGACCGAAGCCAUGUGGCGCUCACUGGCUGAUGCCUCUAUGGAGCACUUCAACCUGCCGGUAGCCGAACGCUGCUAUGCCGUCUUGGGCGAUGUAGCAAAGAGCCGGUACCUGCACAAGGUCAACCGGCUGAUUCAAGAUCAUGCAGCAGAGGUUGGUGGUGAUGGCUCCAACUACUACAUGGCCCAGGCAAAGAUGGCCAUGCUGGCGAAGCAGUUCCAGCGCGCUGAAGCUAUUUUGCUGGAUCACAACGAGCUCGAUGAAGCACUGGCCAUGUACCAGGAGCUGCACAAGUACAACGAAUCCAUCCAACUUGCAGAGCGCAAGAACCAUCCCAAGCUCAUGCACCUGAAGAACUACUACCUGCAAUGGUUGCUUUCCACACAGCAAGAGGAGAAGGCAGGCGAGCUGCAGGAGAUUGACGGCGACUACGUCAGGGCUAUCGAACUGUACCUGCGCGGGGGUAUGGCUGCAAAGGCUGCGGCGGUGGUCCAGCGGCACAAUGCAAACUACUCCCAGGAGCUCUUGCAGAAGAUCGUUGCCGGGCUUCAGGCAAGCGGAAUGCAUGACCGUGCCGGUGGCCUCUACGAGCGAAUGGGUCUGAUUCAGCCGGCCAUGGAUGCGUACCGUCGAGGACACGCCUACCGACAGGCCAUCGAGCUGGCGAAGCACUCCCAGCCUGGCCUGGUGGUGGCCCUGGAAGAGGAGUGGGGCGACUGGUUGGUCUCGCAGCGGCAGGUGGAUGCAGCAAUCAAUCACUACAUCGAGGCUGGCUCAGCUCAGAAGGCAAUCGAUGCCGCCAUGACCGCACGGCAGUGGCACAAAGCGGAGACAUUGCUGGAUCAGGCAUCAAUGGGCGCAGAUCAAAGCUUUGCGCUGCCCUUCUACGAAAAGCUGGCCAUGCACUAUGCCCACUCUCGCCAGUUCGACCAAGCAGAACGUGCUUUCAUCAAGUCUGGCCGACCGCAGCGGGCUGUGCAGAUGUACGUCGAGCACGCGCAGUACGAGAAAGCUCACCGUGUUGCAAAAGCACACCUCUCGCCUGCAGAGAGGACAGAGCUCUACAUUGCCCUGGCGCAGGGGCUGGAGCAGUCGGUGAAACUGCAAGAGGCUGAACAGAUGUACUUGGCCGUCAACGAGUUUGAUCUGGCCAUCAACAUGUACAAGAAGCGUGAGGAGUACGAGCAAAUGUUGCGCUUGGUAUCCAAGUACCGCAAGGAGCUCUUGAAUGAUACCUACAAGCACAUUGCAGAGCAGUACGAGAUGAAGGGCAACCUCAAGAAAGCCGAGCAUUACUAUGUUGAGGCGAAGAUGUGGACCAGCGCCAUGUCGAUGUACCGCCAGCUCGAGAAGUGGGAAGAUGCGAAGCGGGUGGCAAAGGCUAACGGCGGCAAGCAGUCUUUCGAGAAGGUGGUCUUGGCUCAAGCUCACGCGACCUUCAAGGAACACGGAGCCGAGGCUGGUGCACAGCUGCUUGCCAAGCACGGCCUCAUCGAGAUCGCCAUCGACUAUGCAGUGGAGCAUAGCAACUUCCAGCAUGCUUUCGAGCUGGCGAACCACUCUGCGAAGCACAAGCUUCCGGACAUUCACCUCAAGAAGGCAUUGGCUUUAGAGGAUGAUGAGCAGUUUAAGCUAGCAGAGGAGGAGUUCAUCAAGGCGAACAAGCCCAAGGAAGCCAUCGACAUGUACGUGCAUGGCCGCGACUGGGUGUCAGCCAUGCGUGUAGCAGAGGCAUACGAACGCGAGAGCGUGAAGGACGUGAUGGUCCACCAUGCCAAGGAUCUUGUCGAUCAGAACAACAUGCAGGCCGCCGAGAACCUCUUCGUGCAGGCCGGCAAGCCCGAGUUGGCAGUGAAGGCAUAUUCCUCCAAGCGCAUGGUGAACGAAGCGGUGAGGGUCUGCAAGAAGCACUGCCCGCAGAUGUUGGGUGACGUGGUCGACUCCUACGGUGAUGGGGCCGCCGCUCCAGGCGCAGCGCAGAGCCUGGACGAGAUCCUGGAUGCUGCCAAAAUCUACGAGGAGACUGGCAACUAUUCGCGCGCCAUUGACGCUUACCUGUCAGUGAGCGAAACGGCUUCUUCGGAGUCGGAUCGCUUGGAGGAGGUCUGGGAAAACGCGGUGCGCCUCUCGAUGAAGCACGCGCCGGAGCGCUACCCCGAGAUCGUGUCGAUCGUGUCGAAGAGGUUGAAGCUUAUCCAGCGCUUUGAGGCAGCCGCGGAGCUUUACGAAAGUAUCGACGCUUUCCGCGAAGCUGUGAACUGCUACAUCGCCGGCGAGGUUUGGGACAAAGCGCGGCAGUUGGCGCAGCAGCACUGCCCAGACAUGGUUCGUGUGGUGGAGGAUAGGUACAAGUCCGAUUUGGUGGGCAAAGGCGAUGGAGACGAGCUGAUUCGACGAACGGGAGACGUGGACAGCGCGCUGGACAUGUACGCUCGCAAUGGAGACUGGACAAAGUGCCUGGCGCUGGCCGAGAAGCACAGCCCGAAGAUGCUGCCCCACUACCUGGUGCAAUACUGCAAGGUUUUGGUCAACAGGCAGGAGGUCACGGAGGCCGCGCAGAUGCUGGUCCGAUUUGGCCCGCCGCCCGAGCAGUCCAACUUCCAGCUCUACAAGCACAUUCACACCGAGCUGCUGGCCAAGCCUGAUGCAACGGGGCCACCGCUGGUGCGGGAGAUGCUGCUUCGUGUCACGAUGCCACCGGGCACCUUGGGAGCACCGCCCACUCCAAAGAUCCUCUCGGAAGAUCGCCGUCCCCAGGCGGAGUUUCUCAAGGCCCUCCUGACCGCACAUUUGCAGACGGUUCGGGAGAGGUUGCGGGAGAGGAACAUGGCCCCAGAGGUUGUAGCGAAGAUCAGCGUUGCACUCUGUCGAUACUGUGCAGAGUUCCCUUUAGAUCUCGCGUUCUACGACGCUGGUAUUGACUGCAAAAACGCAGGUAUGAUCAAUAUGUCCUUCUUCUUCCUGAACCGGUUCCUUGACAUCGCAGAUGCAAUCGAAGAUCCGGACAAUGCUGCGAUUGAUAACACGGACUUCAUGGAGACCGACAUUCCUUCACCCUACGAUCUGGACCUUCCUGAGCAAGCUCACAUUUCCAAUGACAAGGUCGAAGAGAUUCGCGAUUGGGUUUUGGGUUGGUCGAUGGAUCAAAACGUCCAGCAGAAGAUGGACCUGCGGUCAUGCGACAAGUGUGGGGCGCAUAUCUACACUGGCGCAGCGACGUGCCCGCACUGCGGAACGGUCAGUGAGCCCUGUAUCAUCUCGGGCUUUCCCGUGCUGAAGAAAACGCGCGUGGAAUGCACGGUGUGCCAUUCCGCCGCGAAUCGGGACGACUGGAACAUCUGGGUGCAGAUGUUCAAGGAGUGUCCAUGGUGCUCAUCUCCUCAGAAUGCGCAGUACUAG
This is a messenger RNA of Symbiodinium sp. CCMP2456, 5238 nucleotides long. NCBI's taxonomy places the organism in Eukaryota, Dinophyceae, Suessiales, Symbiodiniaceae. The record is from the annotation of a GenBank genome assembly.